AGGUAGAUUCCAGAACCUAAAUGCUUCCAGACAGGAAGAUGUGUGCAUCAAGGACCAGACCCCCACAUAGGAGUGGGUUUGACCCACUGCCUGUUGUGAUCAUAGGGAAUGGACCUUCAGGGAUCUGUCUCUCAUAUUUGCUGUCAGGAUACAUCCCUUACUUCAGGAGAGACUCUAUUCAUCCUCAUCCCAUUCUUCAGAGGAAACUGGAAGAGGCACCUGGUGUCUCCAUUUUGGACCAGGAUCUGGAGUAUCUCUCUGAAGGCUUGGAGGGACGAUCCCACAGCCCGGUGGCUCUUCUGUUUGAUACUCUUCAGCGUCCAGACACAGACUUCGGUGGAACAGCAGAAUCUGUCCUCACUUGGUGGCAUGAGACCGACAGAGCCAUUCCCCACUUGGUCCUUGGCAGAAAUGCUCCUGGGGGUGCCUGGCAUUCUAUCGAGGGCUCUAUGGUUACCCUGAGCAGAGGGGAAUGGAUGGGUCUCCCAGAUCUCCCCUUCAAAGAUUGGCUAAAGCAAAAAAGAAGAGGCCUCAGAAACAACAGAGCCACAGCAGAAGACAUUGCUCAAUAUUACCAACACUAUGUGAUGAAGAAAGGACUGCAGAAGAAUUUCAAAUGUGGAACUGUUGUGACCUCUGUGAGGAAAGUGAGUGCAGAGAACGUCUCCAACCAUGAACAGAAAGGCCUGCAGGUCAACAGUGACUCACUCUGGAACUUCAAUGAGAAAAGUGCAGAGGUCUUCCAAGUAGAUGGGUUUUUCAAAACUGUGAGAGGUGACAAAGAGCCCUUUUCCCUCUAUGCAGAGAGCGUGGUCUUAGCUACAGGAACGUACGACAGUCCUACCUGGCUUGGAGUGAAGGGAGAGAACCUUUCCUAUAUCCAUCACCAGUUGUCUGCCCUAGAGGAAGCAGUGAAGAACAAUUGCAUUGGCAUCACAUCAGAUCCAGUCUUGAUUGUAGGUGCUGGUCUGACAGCUGCUGAUGCAAUUCUCUUUGCUCACCAUUGCAAUAUUCCAGUAAUCCACGUUUUUCGGAGGAGAGUCAGUGAUCCAGGUCUCAUUUUUAACCAGCUCCCCAAAAUGAUGUACCCUGAGUACCACAAGGUCCAUCAGAUGAUGAAAGAACAAACAGCUGCUUGUGCUGGGCCCUAUGAGUGUUAUGUUAGCCUUCCUGAGCACCACGUGCUAUCCUUUGGCAAGGACAAGAAGUGUAUCUUUCAGGACAAGAAUGGCUGCCAGAAAGUUUAUAAGAUUUCCAUGGCUCUUGUUCUAACUGGCUCAAACCCCAACCUCUCCUUUCUGCCAAAUAAUGGCAUUGACUUGGCAAUGGACAAUGGCCAACCAGUCAAUCCAAAGAGGAAUCCCAUAGAUGUUGACCCAUUUACCUAUGAGUGCACUCAGGAGAAAGGGCUCUACGCUCUGGGACCUCUGGCUGGAGAUAACUUUGUGCGCUUUGUCCAGGGAGGGGCUCUGGCUGUUGCCAGCUCUCUGUUAAAGAAAGCAAACAAAAAUCCCCCCUAACAACAAAUCCUGUGCUGUCUGAAUGGGUUACUGCUGUGUUUGUAGAGAAACAAGUCAUCUGAUUUGUACAUCCUCAAAUGUAAAGCCCACUCCUCCUAUUCUCCAAGGUUCUACAGGGAGUUACUAAGUUAUUGAGUUGAGGAGAUUAAGUCACCAAAACACAAGGUGGGUUUCACGGACGGCAGUAGCUUCAGUCCCUGGGCAUCCAGCCCCUUUCCUGCAUAGCUGAGGGGGCUUUGAAUCUUGGCUGGAGAAGUAAGGAGCAAGAGAGAGAGUGCACUUGUGUGAUACCUUCCAGGCUGCUGAAAAUUGAAUUGAGGAACAAUGUAUGUUAAUUAUUUGCAAGGCUGACAAACCUGUGUCUGCCAGUGUCUUUACAGUGAAACACAGUGAGUGACAUGGGUUGGUUUGCCUCUGGGGCUCAGCUGUGUGCUCUUACUUGAGCAGAAAUCACUGAAAGAUGGGCCAUCUCUGGCCCAUGGAGUGGUGACUCUGCAAGUAAACUGACACAGAAACAGUCAAAACUCUACUGUCUCACUGACACCAGCAAGAAGUAAUGUGCAGUAUCACAGGAAUCUCUUGAUUUAAAAAGAUCUCCUUCUUGAGAAGGAAAGGUACUGAUUUACAAACCCUUGGGUUGCCCUCUUGCAGCUUUCUGCUUCCUAACUCCUAAAAUUGCAAUAGCCAAAUUCUUGGCAGCUGCUGCAGAGAGAGAGGAACUAAUGGGGAGCUACUGGUCUGCCUUGUAGCUGCCCCAAUACUGUAUGGAGCUUCUGCUGCACAGACAAUGUCAGGAAGAUGCAAUAUUGUGUAUUG
Messenger RNA from Dryobates pubescens (Downy woodpecker), 2336 nucleotides. It is a transcript of the gene OSGIN1, whose product is annotated as oxidative stress induced growth inhibitor 1. The record is from RefSeq and is a predicted model, not a curated record. Bases 21 to 1520 code for a protein of 499 amino acids. The transcript is spliced from 5 exons. NCBI's taxonomy places the organism in Eukaryota, Metazoa, Chordata, Aves, Piciformes, Picidae.